Sus scrofa (pig) is the source of this 2062-nucleotide messenger RNA. RefSeq names its product ripply transcriptional repressor 1 (gene RIPPLY1). The record is from RefSeq and is a predicted model, not a curated record. Gene Ontology annotation, biological process: negative regulation of transcription by RNA polymerase II; embryonic pattern specification. NCBI's taxonomy places the organism in Eukaryota, Metazoa, Chordata, Mammalia, Artiodactyla, Suidae. Gene Ontology annotation, cellular component: nucleus.
ACCCAUUUACCCAGCCCACGUCACAGAGUGUCCAGGCUGAUGGUGCCCUUGGGGACCACUGGGGUCACAUCCUCCUCUCACACGUGAGGGACCCGAGGCCCCAGGGCCAGAGAUGGCCCUUCGGCAGCUGCGCAGCUGGGCAGGGCUCUGCUUUCCCCCAGCACCCUGGCUCCCCGACUGGAAGCUGAGCUCUGAGAUCUGGAAUCUGACCUGGAAACCCUAGAAAAAUGCUGCCUGCGCUCCUUUCCCGGACCACUUCCUGCUGAGGCUGGACAGGGGAUUCCGGCACUUUUGCAAACAAACCAGUAAAGGCGAAGGCGUGGAAAGAAGACUUAAGGUUCAUCCCCACCGACAGGCAUCCGCGCCUGCGCCUGCUCCCCGCCCCCAGAAUCCCACCCCCCCCCGGCCUUGGGUGAUAAGUUUAAGGGCAGGACGCUAUAUCAGGUCCACCAGGGAAAUCUAUUUGGAGUGUGAGCUGAAAUCACACGUGAGUCUCUCACUUGCCUUAGGAGCCGGCUCAGCUGUCUCUUGUCGCUGGGAACUGGCUCUGCUAAAGGCCCGUCCCCCCCCAGCCUCCUCUGCCUGAGCCCUCCCCCCCCUCCCCUCAAAGGCCUUGCUGCAGCCUGGGGAAUUCGCACAAAUGGUGUGCGAUUUGCCCCUUUUGUGUUUUUCUUUCUGACUUGGAGGUAAAGAAAACCCUUCACCCCGCUCUGACUCUCUGUUUAUUCAACUGGGAGAGAUUUCACACCCAGGAACACCGCUCUCCCCGGCGUGAGCCUUUUUUCCUAAAUCUUCGUCGUCGUCCCAGCUAUUCCAUCCCUGCAGGUCCCUGAAUAAUUUAUGAGUCCACGCUGGCCUUAUAAAAGGGUCUUGCAGAAAAGGCCAAAGGAGUUCAGGAGGUUCUGAGAAAUAGGAGCCCCCACAGCCUGCCUGGCUGUGACAGCCAGAGGAUGGACUCUGCCACUCAGGCUGCAGCCGCCCCCACCCCAGCCCUGACCCUGGCCCCAGCUCCAGCCCUAGUGCAGAGCCCCCCGGCACUCCCUGGCCCAGGAAGCCCAUUGUCCCUUCUCUCCUCUGGACAAGAAAUAGAUGGAAGCAAACGAGGAGCUUGUCUGUGGAGGCCCUGGCUGUCCUCUGCAAGUGACCCCCGGAGGCAGGUGAGGAAACCUGCGGAUCUGGCCGCCGGUGAGGCAACAGGUGCCAAGGUCACCAAGGGUGACUCCGAGUUCCAUCAUCCUGUCAGGCUCUUCUGGCCUAAAUCCCGCUCCUUUGACUACCUGUACAGUGAUGGGGAGAUUUUACUGCAGAACUUCCCUGUCCAGGCAACCAUCAACCUCUAUGAGGACUCGGACAGCGAGGAGGAGGAAGAGGAGGAGGGGGAAGCAGAAGAGGAGGAGAAACAGGAGGCAGAUGAAAAGGGGCCAGAAGGGUGUGGGAAGGUUCCAGGGUCAGCACCACACAGGGCCACAGCUCCUCCUCCCUCCCUGCCCCUGACCUGUCCCAAUUGAACCAGACAGAGUCUGAUUGGGGUUCAGUAUGCCUGGUAAGGCCACCAGGGCACUGAUUAGCCAGGGAUCUCCAGGCACAGCUGUCUGGAUUGAAAGCUGGGGCCUCAAGUCAUUGGCUCACCCUGGCUCACCCACGAGUCCAGGCCUCUGGCAUCUCAUUGGGUUGCUGUUUUGUUGACAGUGAUAGGGUCCUAGGAGCUCUAGGGGAAGGAAGACUUGCUUUCUGAAGUCCCCAGGGAGCAGAUCCGGACAGAGCAUGCCCGUGCAGCGGGGAAUGGUUGCUCUUCAAGGCUCUUUGACUCCCCAGCCUUCCAGGUGGUUGUAUAGUCCUGUCUCCCUAGAGAAAGCCCACCUGCUGGCUUCAUCUCCAGGGAUAUGAGAGCAACAGCAGAUCCAGGCACAAUUGGGGUGCCUUCCUGAUGGACCUUGCAGGAAGGGAAGGGCACAUCUAGAGAGUCAGCUUGCUAUGGGGACCUCCUUCCUUCUACUGGGGGUCUCUGUGUUGACACGAGAUGAAUCAGGAGAAAAAAUAAACUAGAUGAUGUUUACCUUUU